AUGGAUCCUUCUAGUCCAGCUACGGACGUACUUCAGUCUCAACAGGGAACUAUCCAGCCAUCAGCUUUGUAUUCGCCAAGCUUAUUUAGCAAUAUGAGUCCACAGAUGGAAAAUGCUUCUCCUGCUUUGUCCAACUCUGGUGCCAAUUCUGGUGGAAAUCCAACAAAUGCUAACAAUUCUAACAUUAGUAUGAAUAGCCCGUUUAUGGGUGGUAUUUCUCAAGGAAGAUCUCAUAGCGAUGCAGCAAGUGUGUCACCUCAUCAGAGACCGACUCCAUUACCAGCUCAACUGCUACAGGAAGUACAUAGUGGCUCGAACUCUCCAAUGAUUGGCCAACAACAGGGUUUCCAAGGACAGUCGCAACAGCAGCAACAGCAGGCUAAUCAGAUGCAAAAUGCUGGUGGAAGAUUAUCAACUGGAACCCAGCCUGAUAACGGGUUGGGGUCUGAUAUAUCUCAGCAAUUUAAUGGUGGAAAUGAUCUGGGCCUUAUGUAUCAACAGCAAAUGUUGGGACAACAACAGCAGCAGACAAAUCAGAAUCAGAAUCAAAAUCGAAUGUUCCCAAACCAAAACCAGGCCUCGAAUCAGAACCAGAACCAGGGUCUCAAUCAAAAUCAAAAUUCAAAUCAAAACUUGCCUCUCAAUUUCAACCCCAACCAGGGCCAGAACCAAAAUCAACAUGGCCCUGGAAGUGGUCCUAAUCAGAUGCCUGGUCAAGUUCCGGGGCAAAUUCCUCCUGGACAAGUGCCUGGUCAAGGAGGACUUGGCAACCAAGGUUUCUUGAGUACAUUGACACCUGCUCAAUUACAGCCGAUACGUAAUCAGUUACGGUUAUUAAGUCCUCAGAAUCAAGAAGAGUUCAUUCGACGUUUAGGCAUGUUACCACCUCAGAACUUGAUACAAGCAAUUCAGCAAUUGGCUUCUCAGCAACAGAAGAUGGCUGCUGCUCAAAACAGCCGAAAUCAGGCUCAAGCUCGUAAUCAAAUGAACCAGCGACAACCAAAUCAACAACUGAACCAACUCAAUAACCAGCAAAAUCAACCGAAUGUACCUCCCGGUCAACAGAACCAAUUCCAAUUUGUCAUGCAACAGAACCGCCAGAAAUCUCCACAGGUAAAUGUAAACCAACCAUCGCAAAUCCCACCAAAUCAAAAGUAUCCAGCCGGAGGUCCAAGCGGUCCUAUGGGGCCCAAUAAUAGUGGCACCUCGGGUCCUGGCGGUUUGAACAUGUCGUCAGCAGCAGCAAGCACCAUGUCCAAGGCAGACCAGUUUGUCAAAUCUUUGUUUGAGUUUAUGCAACGAAGAGGCACUCCAAUCAACUCAUUUCCAACAGUUGGUGAAAGCAGAGUACAUCCUUUUGCCCUGUAUGCUACAGUAAUGAAAUUUGGAGGAUCUGCCAAAGUCACUCGUGCUCAGCAAUGGCCAAAUGUUACACAGGCUCUCGGCUAUAUGCCGUCAAUGAGUGAAGAGGUGUCUAGAAUUUAUAAUAAUAUUCUUCGACCAUUUGAGGAAUUUUUAUUAACCUCUCAGUUAAGAAACAAAGGACUGAAAGCCAAUCUCCCAGGACAAGCAGGUCAAGUACCUAUGGGUCAGGUUCCGAGUCCCAGCCCUGCUCAGGGUCCUAUUAAGGGUCCGGGUAUGGUUCCAGGUCAAGUGGCGGGCCCUGGUUCAAAUCAAGACUCUAACCAGGGUCCCAACGUCCCACAAACACCCUUUGGACAGCAAGCGCAACCUUCGCCACAGGUACCACAAUCUCAAAUGCCCAUGUCCAUGAUCCCUAUGCAGAUGGGGCAAACUCCCCAGACGCAAAUCCAGCAACAACAACCGCCCAGUGGACUGCGUCAAUCAGCUACUCCACAACCCCAAACAAAGGCUAGACAAACUUCGCAGUCAAGAGGCAAACAAACGGCAUCUCCAAUUCCAGUUCAUAUGCCCGGUCCAAUGCAAUCUCCAGCGGUGGGUGGAUCUCCUGAAGUACAGGCAAAACUAACACCAAGGAGAACUCCCAGUUCUCGAAAGUCAUCUACUGCAUCGUCACCUGCGUUAGUCCCUGUUCCUGCUCUUCCUGCUGCAUCACCCACUCCAAUCAUUAAGCCAAAGCAUUUUGUCCCCCAUGAGAAUAGGAAGUAUGCCCCAAAGAAGAGACUUGUUGAGAAACAUGGCGGGUAUGAUAUCCGAGUAUUGGCUGGUAUUGGUCGGGAAAUCGAGAAUAUUAGGAGUGACUUUCCGUUCACUCAUGAAUUAGGAACUUUUGAUGUUCAUGCUAUCACUAUGGCCGUGAAUUCGACGAUAGCCGGUGAGGUUAGACAGGCUCUAGAUAAACUGAUGGUAAUCACUGCAGAUCCACGAUGUUAUUUUAGCUUGGUCGAGUCCCCUGGUCUACUCACAGGCCUGGCCGAAUGUGGUUUAGUCAUUACCAAGGGCCUUGCUUCUAGUAAACCCGAUGGAAAAGCAUUGGCGACUACGAAACACUAUGACGUUAACGAUAGCUUAUUUGGAGAAGGGGUGAAAAGCAACAUUGAUGCAGUGUUUGAAAGCUACAAGAGCAAACUAGGAAAGGAAGAUGUUGAUUUGGUUAUAGACGUGGAUACUUUAACUGGUGUUGAGGUGGGACGAGUCGAAGACGAUAAGCCGACUGAGAAAAUUCAAGAAGAUGAUAUUUCGGUUCAUAAGAAGGCCGAAGGCCAAGAAAGUAAAGACACAAUUAAUGAAAAAGCUUCUGAACAGGAUGGCCUUAAACCUUUCGGAUUCACCAACUAUUUGACGCUACUCAAGAAGACCAGCUCUGAAAACGAAGAGCUUGAGUUCGACUACAAGACUCCAGAAAUCGAUCAGUUUUGGGUAACAGCCAGCGUUGACCGACUUUUAAGCAUCACCACUAUUCUUCGAAACCUGUCAUUUGUUGAUCAGAACCGAUCUAUUUUGAUAAACGAACCAACUAGUAGGGAAUUUCUAUUUGGUUUGUUGUAUUCAUUGGCAGAAAAUGCUAAUUUGCUACCAAAUUCCAAGCAGACUUUGGACCUUAUGAAAGAUUUGGUCACAAUAUUCUCAAAUUUGGCACCCGUGCUUAUUCUUGACUCUGCAAAGGAUGCAUUGGUUUUGUUGUUAUUUAUUCUUGCUUUUACACCUACCCCUAUUCCACUAACGACAUCAAAGGAUGGUAUUGUAUUCGGCAGGUAUACCCCUGUCGUCCACCGUUAUCUCCCAUACGCAGUAGACAUUCUCGCCAAGGUGCUUCCCAGAGAUCCGCCUAAUAGAGACUUGUUCGAAUCAAUAUUUUUAGGCACUUGCACGAAUUUUGAAUACUUGCAACUGUUACAACGGUACUUUAAUGGCCGUCCUGCUGACCCAUAUGAAUUAAUGACUUGUGCUUUUGGUCUAGUUAUCAGUACAGUGCCUCACGAUGAUCUUAGUGUUAUUCCCCGAGGAUUAGAGCUGGCCAGGCCAUUACUCCACCAGAGUCUGUUAGUGGCAGAAAUGCUAGCUGAAAUGAUCAAGUUUGAAAAGCCAACUCGUUCUAAUACAAAUGGAACUGUUGAUGCUGAUGAGGACAAUGAUAUUGAAAUGUCAGAAUCUGAUAAAUCCUUUGGAAAGGAGAAAGAGCAAAAUAAUUUAAGCGAUUUCUUGAAAGAGUUCAAAGAGAAAAAGGCCAACUACAAUCUAGCUUACGAGUGGCUAAGCGCUAGUGACGGUUUUGGACAUGCUCUUCUCCGUGCUGCCUGUGCGCUUGGUGCUGUUGUUGGCAACGGUCGUGCCAGGGAUGAAGAAAGAAAUCCGUUUGCGAGAAUUACUCAACGUAGUAUCACUGUACUACGAAUUCUUGGCAAAAAAGCAAUGGAGUAUGACUCUCAGGACGGUGCGCUUACUGGUUCAGAAAAGGCGAUAGUUCAACUACCUUCAGGCGUAUUACCUACUAUUGAAGCUCUACUUGGUGCCAUGCUGGCCAGUGAAAUGGACAAAUAUGUAGUUGGCCAAAUUUGUAGAUUUUGUGACGAAGGAAACGAACAUUUAAUCAAGGCGAGCAGUUCAUUGGAACGACCAUGA
Messenger RNA from Sugiyamaella lignohabitans, 4044 nucleotides. RefSeq names its product Swi1p (gene SWI1). The record is from RefSeq and is a predicted model, not a curated record. Gene Ontology annotation, molecular function: transcription cis-regulatory region binding. Bases 1 to 4044 code for a protein of 1347 amino acids. The transcript has a single exon. Gene Ontology annotation, cellular component: nucleus; SWI/SNF complex. Gene Ontology annotation, biological process: regulation of transcription by RNA polymerase II. Lineage: Eukaryota; Fungi; Ascomycota; Dipodascomycetes; Dipodascales; Trichomonascaceae.